Trichechus manatus latirostris (Florida manatee) is the source of this 4013-nucleotide messenger RNA. It is a transcript of the gene DCAF11, whose product is annotated as DDB1 and CUL4 associated factor 11. Gene Ontology annotation, biological process: proteasome-mediated ubiquitin-dependent protein catabolic process. NCBI's taxonomy places the organism in Eukaryota, Metazoa, Chordata, Mammalia, Sirenia, Trichechidae. The coding region runs from base 708 to 2168 and encodes 486 amino acids. Gene Ontology annotation, molecular function: protein binding. The transcript has 13 exons. The record is from RefSeq and is a predicted model, not a curated record. Gene Ontology annotation, cellular component: Cul4-RING E3 ubiquitin ligase complex.
CCUCCUUUGGCGUACACACCCCCGGCACCCCACGUGGGCGUGAGGCAAAGGAAGAAGGGGGUAGUAGGCCGAAUUCUAACUUCAUUGGCUGUUGCUGCAGCCGUCUUUUGCAAGAGAAUGUUCUGAUUGGUCGGUAAGGGGGGCGUCGGGGGGGGGGGUCCUGAGGCCUAAGGCUUCUGAUUGGUUAGGUGAGAGAGCUAGUGAGGCACUUCUUUCGCGAGGGGUUUUGAUUGGUGAGCCAGAGUGGUUACCUGAGACUCCAGCUCCCCCAGGGACUUUGAUAGGUGAGUUUGUGGUAGAAAACUGAGGAAUUUCCUCUUAAAAGGAUUUUCAUUGGUGAGUUAGAGUAGCGCUAUAGGCUUCACUCUGCGUUCUUUGCUUCACAAGAUUGGGAAAGGUUUGUGUUCCGGAAGACUUGGGAGUUGUCACAGGCUAAAGAGAAGGGAUCUCAGUACCUAGGAAGGGUCACUCUCCUAGAAAUAGCUAUCGCCCCAUCUCAGGAGAUCCUGGUAUUUCUAGAGCAGGUUUUGCUCCACUAAACCCAAGGAGUUGACAGGAAGAGCCCCUGCACAGGUCCUAAGGAUGCUGUGAGCAGAAGAUGGGAUCACGGAACAGCAGCAGUGCAGGAUCCGGGUCCGGAGACCCCUCUGAGGGCUUGCCCCGAAGAGGGGCUGGCCGGCGACUGAGUGAGGAAGAGGAAGAGGAGGAUGAAGAUGUGGAUCUGGCCCAGGUACUGGCCUAUCUCCUCCGCAGAGGCCAAGUGCGCUUGGUGCAGGGCGGAGGUGCAGGAAAUUUACAACUCAUCCAGGCCCUCUCUGACUCAGAGGAAGAGCAUGACAGUGCCUGGGAUGGUCGUCUGGGGGACCGAUACAACCCACCUGUGGACGCAACCCCUGACACCCGUGAGCUGGAAUGCAAUGAGAUCAAGACACAAGUGGAAUUGGCCACAGGGCGGCUGGGGCUUAGGCAGGCAGCCCAGGAGCACAGCUUUCCUCGAAUGCUACACCAGCUUCUUGCCCAAUGAUCUGGCCUUCACUGACACCUACUCUCAGAAGGCUUUCUGUGGCAUCUACAGCAAAGAUGGUCAGAUCUUCAUGUCUGCUUGCCAAGACCAGACAAUCCGACUGUAUGACUGCCGGUAUGGCCGCUUCCAUAAAUUCAGGAGCAUCAAGGCCCGGGAUGUAGGCUGGAGCGUCCUGGAUGUGGCCUUCACCCCUGAUGGGAACCACUUUCUUUACUCCAGCUGGUCUGAUUACAUUCAUAUCUGCAACAUCUACGGGGAGGGAGACACACACACUGCUCUGGAUCUAAGGCCAGAUGAGCGUCGCUUUGCUGUUUUCUCCAUUGCUGUCUCCUCAGAUGGACGAGAAGUGCUAGGAGGGGCCAAUGAUGGCUGCCUGUAUGUCUUUGACCGAGAACAGAACCGGCGCACCCUUCAGCUUGAGUCCCAUGAGGAUGAUGUGAAUGCAGUAGCCUUUGCUGACGUAAGCUCCCAAAUCCUAUUCUCCGGGGGAGACGAUGCUAUCUGCAAAGUGUGGGAUCGACGCACCAUGCGGGAGGAUGACCCCAAGCCCGUGGGUGCACUAGCUGGACACCAGGAUGGCAUCACCUUCAUUGACAGCAAGGGCGAUGCCCGAUAUCUCAUCUCCAACUCUAAAGACCAGACUAUCAAGCUCUGGGACAUCCGGCGCUUUUCCAGCCGGGAAGGCAUGGAAGCCUCACGCCAAGCUGCCACACAGCAAAACUGGGACUACCGCUGGCAGCAGGUUCCCAAAAAAGCCUGGCGGAAGCUGAAGCUCCCAGGGGACAGUUCCUUGAUGACCUACCGGGGCCACGGGGUGCUGCACACCCUCAUCCGCUGCCGAUUCUCCCCUACCCACAGCACCGGGCAGCAGUUCAUCUACAGCGGCUGCUCCACUGGCAAAGUGGUUGUGUACGACCUCCUCAGCGGCCGCAUCAUGAAGAAGCUGACCAACCACAAAGCCUGUGUGCGUGAUGUCAGCUGGCACCCCUUUGAGGAGAAGAUUGUCAGCAGUUCGUGGGACGGGAACCUGCGUCUGUGGCAGUAUCACCAGGCUGAAUACUUCCAGGAUGACAUGCCAGAGUCCAGGGAAUGCCUCAGUGCCCCAGCACCUCAUCUUUCUACAGCCUUUUCCUCUCCCCAGUAAAUCUGACCUCCAGCCCCAUACAUGGGUGAGCCUCUUGACUGGCUCCUCCUCCUCCCUUUCUCCUGUCUGGGGGAUGUUUGGAGGAAUUUCUGGCAUUGGACUCGGGACAGAAGCCCAGGCUUCUGGGCCCCAGCCGAGCCUUGGAGGAUCCUCCUUGUGGGGCAGAGUGGUCUCUUCUCACAUGCAACGCCCAGUUGGUUUGGAUCUCUAUCUCUGGCCAGGGUCUGGCAAGACUGCCAUUAUCUGGGGUGUGGCCUCUGCCACCAGGAGAAUUGUCCAGAGUAUUUUUUAAUCAUGUUUGGAUAUUAGGUAUUAGCUCCUAGAGUAAUAGAGUAAUAUGCCUGAGGCCAGGUCUGAACUGACCGUCAAUACCUCUUUACCCCUGCCAGGCCCUUUGUAUAAGCCCUCACGUUGAGGAUUAGGCUGGCCAAUCAGAGUGCUGGGCAUCCUGGCCUUUGUUCCUGAGGUCUUGAUAGCUAGAGCUCUAGUCCUUUGGGGAGGGUGGGAUGGGUAAUGGUGUUUCCUCAGCACUGUCCUGGGGUGUGAAUUAUGUCUUCUCUCUCACGUCUGGGUCUUUGGGGUAGGACAAGCUGUGAUGUGAGGGGCUGGACCUUCCAAAAGCUCCAUGCAGCCCCACACAGUGCAGGCCCUCCUCACCCAGAGUGUCCCAUCAUGCUGGAGGCCCACAGCUUCAAGGAGGAAGGCUGAGAUAGAACUCCUUUGUCCUCUGACUGGCUUUGGCUCCCUCAAUAAACUUCCUGUGGGAAGCUGCCUCAGUGUCUUCCCUCUGUCUCUUUUUCAUAUCUAAGUUCUUUCAGUCUCUCACGUCAAGAAAACAGUUCUAACAAAGCCUUAGGAAUGCUCCUCUAUGGGAGAAAACAGUGCCCUGACACCCCAAGAUGAAGGGAAAUACCAAAAAUUGGCAACUCCCUCAUCAACCUCAGAAACUUCUCAGCAAGUAGACAUAGAGAUAGCAGGGGACUGAGCACAUUUUAAGUUACAGCCCAGAAUUGCCCGCAUUAGCUGUGCUCUGGAGCUGGUACAGUCUACAGAAGAGGCAGCCCAUGAACACAGAGCCAGAGAAAACCUGGUUGACACUGGCACCAGGCCCUAUCCUCAGCACUUCACGCCUACAGCCUUAUCCACCUUCACAGCCACGCUUUGUACGAGUUGAGGAAACCGAGACGUGCAGAGAGGUCAGUGACAUGCCCCAAAGCAAACUGGUGGUCAGUGGGAGAGCUGGGAUUCUCAUCCAACCCUGACUAGAUCUUUCCACUACAUUUCAUUAUUUCUAAGGCAAUUUUCAAAUCGGGGUACACACCCCCAGGAGUACUUAAAGACUUUCUCAACAAAAUGUGGUAUGCAAAAUAAGUAGUUUUAAAAGAAUGAAUUGUCCAGGUCCUCAGCCUCUGUAUGUUCUCUUUCCACAUGUUGAUCUGCCUGUGUGAAAAUGUCAUGCCAGAUUGCCUUUCCCACCUGCCCUUUUUUAGUACCCCCUGCCACUUUACCUGAGAGACACCACCUAUCUCACCCAGUACCUGUAUUACCUCUAGGGCACCAAACUAAGGGGCAAGUUAAAGUUAUUAGUAUCCCCAAAGCCUCAUUUGAUCAAGGCCCCACAAACCACCCAUGUUUCUCAUUAAGAGAUGCAUUUUCAGUGCAAUUUCAGUUACUUAAUUACCAAAAUUUGUGAACAUUUGUUGUACUAACAAUACCUUUUGCCCUACUAACAGUUCUAAUGAGAAUUCAAUCCAGAAGAAAAAAAUUUAACUUCUUAGGGCCUUAUGGUCACAGGAAAUUUUUAAAAAUCAAAUUUCAAAUUAUAUCUUUUUUUUUUUUUUUUUU